AUGAAUGCUGACCACCGUCAGCUAUGCAAAUUCAACAGUCCGGAUGAUCCAAACUACAAGACGUUAAGAAACACUCUUCAUACGGCUGCAGACAUGCUAAGGUCAUCGCCACCCUGGAACCUGGCCACUUCACAAACUCAAGUCAACUUGACUUAUGCGCCAGAAGGCCUGAGCAAAGAUCUCAUUAACCAACGCCUUAGAUCAUUUCUAGGCGUCGAUGACACUCUAGAAGACGAGCUUCAAAUCCUUCAAAUCCUUCGAGAGCCAGGAACAUGCGAAUGGUUCUCGGAAGCAAAAUCAUUUACCUCAUGGAAACCAGCAUCUGGGAAGUCGGUCUUAUCCAGCCACGUUAUUGAGCAGGUAAAGUAUCUAGGUGCGUUUUGCAGCUACUUUUUCUUCAAGCAAAAAGAGGCUAGCAAGUCUACACUAGGCGAUUGCCUGCGCUCCCUCGCCUUCCAAAUGGCUAUGCAGGAUGAUCAAGUAGCGGAUAAACUUCUCCAACUCGAAGGAGAAGGUGUGACAUGGGAUAUAACUGAUGAGUUGAGUGUCUGGAGAAGACUUUUUAUCAAUGGAGUCUUCAAAUUGCCUUCUAUCUCUCAGCACUUCUGGAUAAUCGACGGUGUAGACGAGUGUGCCAAUUUCAACUCUCUUUUUACGAAGAGAAUUCUCGCUACCCUCCCCCGAGACAUUCGGCUGUUUGCUACUAGCCGUCACCUAGAAGAGAUAGGACGGCUCGUACUUCAAGAGUUAGAAACCGCCUGGACUCGCGAGGCUAUGGACGCUGUGUUGAAUGAAGUGCCUGUCGACCUUAAAGAUAUGUAUCGCCGGAUGCUACAAUCAAUGGAGAAGGACAAGCGCAGAGUCAAACUUGCUCAAUCCAUUUUGACGUGGGCCGUUCUAGCAUGUCGGCCUCUCAGUGUUGACGAGUUACGUGUUGCUGUGAAGCUUGAUGUGAACGAGACGCUACAGAACAUGAGCAAGGCAAUUCCCAGCCUAUGCCACCAACUCGUCUUUGUCGACAACACCGACAGACCUCUUGCUCCACUGCGACGGAAGAGUUCAGGAUUUCGUGGCUUUGCGAAACCAGACGAUGGCCUUUCACCGGACCUUUCCUUGUUGGACUACGCAGCUUCCUAUUUCUCUGAGCACAUAUAUCAGGGCACAUCAAGGGAAGAUAUCGUGAUGUCCGAACUGUGUACGUUCCUGAAGAGCAAAAAUAUCCUCUCCUGGAUUGAACACGCUGCUGAUAAUGGUAACCUGGGGGAUAUCACUAGGACGGCAACCAACCUACGCGCAUAUCUGGGCCGGAGAAUGAAAUACCUUUCUCCUAUGGACCCCUCGGCAUAUUUCUUAGACUGCUGGGUGACUGAUCUAAUCCGAGUCACUGCCAAGUUCCGAUCUCAGUUACUAGCUUGUCCAUCAUCUAUCCAUUACAUCAUCCCGUCAUUCUGCCCAUCAGAAUCUAUCAUCUCAAGGACUUUUGCUAAUAGCGCUCGACCGUGGGCAAUAACUGUUAAGGGUAUCCGUCCGACAACGUGGGCUCGUGUGACGGCCCUUAGCCAUGGUUCCCAAUAUUUCGCUGUUGGCUUAUCGACAGGACAGAUCUCGCUCUUCGACCCGCAUUCUGUGCAGUGCGUAACGAAAAUCGCCCAUCCUGAGAGGGUCAAAAUGCUAGGAUUUAGCAAUGACGGCGAGUAUCUUGCUUCCUCUGGUGCAAAGACUCUGGUCGUGUGGCAACUUAAAUCUAAGACGAAGAAAUUUUCGCAUCCGAUUUCAGAGUCCGAACUUAUAGCAUUUGCUUUUCUAAGUGACGAUGAGUUUCUUUGCGCCUUUGCAUCCGGAGAGCUAACGAAAUGGUGCCUUGAUACUGGCCGACAUGAGACAAUCUCAUGGGGAGGAAUGUAUGAUAAGGAUAUUUUUUGUACUCCUGAUAUUCCCGAUCAGCCACCAAGCCGUGCUGCGCUUUUUGCUACAGGUGAAACGGUGCUGCUGGCUGUGGGUUAUCGGAACCACCCAAUAUUCAUAUGGAACGCGUUGGAUAACGGAAUAGACGACAUGACAUUCAACCCCAACCCAGAGAUCACUGCGCUAGUAGUAUCGUACAGCGAUGGAAGAUUAUACCUCUUCGACUAUAUCACUAUGAUGCCGACGUUUACACGGCCAAAUGUAUACGCAAAUAGCAUCGCCUGCUCCCCAAAUGGUCAUAGUCUUGUUACUGGUAGCACUGGGGGUGUCAUUGAAGUAUUCGAAUUCGAUCAGGAUCACGGCGGAAACAUAGUACUAGUUCCCAUAUACAGUAUUCAAUCCCUCGAAGACUCGAUUCGAAGCAUAGCCUUCAGUCCCGAUGGCCUCCGUUUUGUCGACAUACACGAUCGCCAAUGCCGUAUAUGGGCACCUACAGCACUGUUGCGGAAGGACAACGAACUCGAGAGCGUAAGUGAUAUCAUAGCGCCUCCGCUUAAAAUGGUCGGCAUGCUCGAACCCAUGACUCCAGAGGUCACAAGCAAUCUAGCUAUAUCUCCUAAUGGCAGUUACAUCAUUGCAGGCAAGAGUAACGGCGACGUCCUGGUUUUUUCAGCGGUUGAUGGGAAGGAAUUAGGCGUACUCUAUCGACACGGACGUGGAGUAUCUAUUGUCAAUGUUGCCUUGAGAGAAGCGCACAAUUUAUUCAUUUCAGCGGAUGAUUCUGGUAGGCUGCUAGUGGUAGAACUGGCUGAGCCCAUCCUUGUCUCGUCGGUGCCACAGCAAUUACCAACCGCGCGCAUCACGAUGGACCACCGGUUCGGUGCUGCUAUUGUUAAUCUACUCGUCAACCCCACGUCCGACCGCCUUCUAAUCAGCGGACGCAAUACGGACGACUUUUGCGAUCUAUUAUCUGGGAAGGUUCUAGGUUCGAUAUCUCACAUUGAUGGUGGCGUCACAUCGACUCCUAAUCGAAAUAUUUCGGACAUAAGAGACGCUUCGACCUCAGCAGCUGCCUUCCAACACCCGACUAAUGAGUCCUGGUUCGUUUUAAUUCUUGCUGGCACUGCCCGGAUUUUCUGCUGGUCCAAUUUCCAGGAGUUGACCACGUCAAACGGCGUCCCUCUUCAAACCCCACCCACAGCCGUGGAGUCUCUUCUCCCCACACAGCUACAGGCAACUAAACCACUGACCAUGCGUAGUUCAUCGUAUUAUGUUGGACAGGGUUUUGUCCUAGAAUUGCUCCGGUCGUCACCCCCACGGCUUUACGUCUGGCCAGUAUCGACAUUCGACCCGCAAACAACUCCAUUAGAGCACCCAGCACAGCUGCCUAAAGAAUUGAGCCUUUCUAGUAUCAAUGCCGAAAUCCUCGCCGUACUUGGAAUCGUAGGUCAGUCUACAGUUCUACUUGUAGAUGUCAAUCUUUGGGUGUAUAGUAUAGAACUGCAUCCGAAGCAAGCAAGACCACCCGGCCGCACUAGCUUUUCCUCCGAAACCAAAAUAAUACAGGACUCAACUACGCAGCAAAUUCCACCAGUGCUUAGAAGGAGACAUUUCUUUGCUCUAAGCGAAUGGCGUACAAUUAACGGUGAGCUUAGAUGCGCAGUAGCGCAGCGCUCAGGCAGUCCUGAAUUCUUUUUUGCAAGUGAAGAUCAUAUCAUCGUUGUUCAGGGUGGAUUGGAGUUCUCGGAGGUCAUGACCAUUGAUCAUGUCAGGGGUACAGAAGCUAGUAUGAAAUAG
Messenger RNA from Daldinia caldariorum, 3702 nucleotides. RefSeq lists its product as uncharacterized. The record is from RefSeq and is a predicted model, not a curated record. The coding region runs from base 1 to 3702 and encodes 1233 amino acids. Lineage: Eukaryota; Fungi; Ascomycota; Sordariomycetes; Xylariales; Hypoxylaceae. The transcript has 7 exons. Gene Ontology annotation, molecular function: protein binding.